This is a messenger RNA of Condylostylus longicornis, 774 nucleotides long. RefSeq lists its product as uncharacterized. The coding region runs from base 134 to 442 and encodes 102 amino acids. The record is from RefSeq and is a predicted model, not a curated record. NCBI's taxonomy places the organism in Eukaryota, Metazoa, Arthropoda, Insecta, Diptera, Dolichopodidae. The transcript is spliced from 3 exons.
UUUGAGUUUUAUUGGUAAAAGUCGCCAUUGUUGGAAAAAUAUGGAUUGUAUCGAUUUGCAUCCGCCUAGUUCUGUAAAUGGAAUGACAUUAUUAGACAAAAGUUUGUUCAGAAAGGAAUAUUUGUAAACUAAUAUGGCACGUAAAGCAAAAGGUGGUAGCGCCAAGAAAAGCCCAGCAAAAGCAGCCAAAAAUAUUUUCAAAGUUGCCGGCCCGAAAACAAAUAAGAAAAAAGCAAAAGAAGUACAAGUUAAACUUAAGAAGUUAAAAGAAACUGUUAAAAAUAAGCAAGAAAAGGUCGAUGAAAGUUUAAAAGAACUACAUAAAGACAUGGUAGUGAAAGAAGAUAAACCAAAAGCUUCACCAAAAAAAGCUGCCGGCAAAAAAACUCCAGCUGAUGCUAAAGGUGCAGCGAAAAAAGUUGGCAAAAUGAAAGUUAAAUAAAUUAAAGUCAAAUAUAUACCACAUAUAACUAAAAUAGUAUCAAUUAACAACAAUGCAAGUGGAACAAUAUAAAUAUACGUUUAUAAUUUGCCCACUAACAAAAAAAUUUUAAAAUAAGAUUUUGAUAAUUUGAUACAAAAUAUUUUGAAAUAAUAUUUUUAAUUUUUAUUAAAAGAUUCUUUAAUUAUAUACAUUCAUUAAAACUGUUGUAUACGUUUUGUAUACAUAAAGUAUACAUUUAGUAUACACUUUUCGGUUAGAAAAAUUAUGAAAACAAAAUUUUUAAACUUAUAUUAUAUAAGUUCAUAUACAUAAAAAAAACAAGAAAAUAU